Ilex paraguariensis (yerba mate) is the source of this 252-nucleotide messenger RNA. The record is from the annotation of a GenBank genome assembly. NCBI's taxonomy places the organism in Eukaryota, Viridiplantae, Streptophyta, Magnoliopsida, Aquifoliales, Aquifoliaceae.
AUGUUCGCGGUAGAGAGAUCUACUGACGACAUGUUUGGAGAUAGAUCGAACCUUAAUAACUAUGUUAUGGCAGCUUUUCUUGACCAAGUAGCAGAGAUUAUGGAUCCAAUACUUGUUGAGGAGAUCAACUUAGAGGAAGAGAUCACAAUGUUUGGAGUUGGUGUUGCUUGUUCAAAACACUCCCCAGGAGAUCAAAUGAACAUUAGUGAUGCUAUAUUUGAGUUGUACUCCAUCAAGGAUGCUAUUCUUUAA